Molecule: messenger RNA, 2712 nt
Organism: Blepharisma stoltei
Lineage: Eukaryota; Ciliophora; Heterotrichea; Heterotrichida; Blepharismidae
Source: the annotation of a GenBank genome assembly
AUGGACAUACCAGUUAUAUUGCAAGACCUUAAGGAUUAUCAUCACAAAAUCAGUGAAAGGGAUGAAAUUAAAAAUUUCAAAGAAGGUUCUAGAACGAUUGAAGAUGAGUCAAUAGAUCAAGACAUUUUUGACGGAGUCAUAAAUAAAGAAGACUGUGUCCAAGACCUUUUUCUUCAAAAGUUAAAUAAUUUGCUCCCAAAAACUGCAAAAUGUCAAAAACUACAUCUCUUCAGCUUAUUUGCUAACUUCUUUUGAUUUAAAGUGACUAGGCAAGAUAUUUUAAAAAUUUUAAUAAAAUAAUACAAUAAAUUUCUCAAAUAAAAUUUUUCUUUAUGUAUAUAUUUUUCAAAUAAAAUUCGGAUAAGAAAUUAAAUAGCUUUUUAAAAAAAGGCUGAAAGCUUUAUAAGCUAAUUAAAAUAAUUCUGAAGAUGGGAAAUAAGCAUUUAGAUUCAAUUAGAGUUUUUGUAAAUAUUCCAACUACAAUACUGAGGGUAGAAAAUAUCUCGGUUCCAUUUUUGAUGAAAACUUUAAAAAAUGGAGCUAUUAUUUCUCGACCCUGCAUUGACAAUGAAUUUUUUAAGCUAAAUCCAAAGAAAAAUGAUGACUUUAACCCAAUUUUCUGCUAUAAAGUAGAAAAUAAGGAAAUUAUAACAUUCAGAUCAAUUGAAAGUGCUCAAACAAUUUGAAAAUCAGCCAAAAAGCCUGCAAUCAUGCAAUAUUAUGUACAAAGCUUCACAAAUCCAGCUUCUAUAACACGAGUUUUAUGAAAAAUCGGCUGUAACCUCAAAUUUUUCAAUAUUAUAAACCGCAACCUUCCAGCAAGAACCAAAUCAGAAUCAACAACCGAUUUUACCCCCAAAAAACCGACAAGAAAAAUAUAUCGCCCAUCUUCAGAUUUUCGCUGCUCAAGUACAUUUUCACAAAUAUCAAAAUCGAUAAUUGCCAAUAAGCCACAAAAUUAUUUAAGCACGACUGAAUUUUCUGAUAUUAAUGUCACUAAUGGAGAAAAUGAUGAAUUCUUAAAUAAAGAUAUUCCUUUAUUAACAAAAGAAAAUCUUCAAAGAUUCUCUGACAAUUUCAUAUCAAAUGAAUUUAUUGUAAAUUCUCAAAAACCUAAAAGUUGCAUAGGAGCAGAAAUAAAAGGAAAAUUCCCAGAACUAGAAAAAAUGGUCUCAGAAAUAACAAAUUUUUUAAAUGUCAAAGUAUUUAAAGACGACGGGAUAAAAGGAUUAGUGCUUGAUUUUAUCCAAGAUAAAGAUAAAAAUUGGGUGUUAAUUGAUUGCAAAGAAUGUGCAUUUACUAAUAAAUUGGGACUAGAAUUGAAUAAAAUCGGAGACAGAAAAUCCUCCUCAUUAUCAUCCAGAAGGCGAAAAUCUUCUGAUUUGCCCCAAAACUCCAAAAAUAAAAUUGAAUCAUCCAAAAGAUACUCCGAGACAAGUUUUACUGAAUCAGAUGAAAAAGAAAAAACUUAUGAUCUGCCCUUUAGGAUCAGAUCAAAAUCAAAAGAAUACUGCAAGCCAGAAGUUCCUCAACACUGGACCGAAAGGAAGGAGGAGACGUCCAAGCAGAGUCUCACUUCAGAAGUGCCAUGGCAUCAGGCGCUGAAGGAGAAGAAAGGUAGUGUCAGAGCUGAAGACUUGCCCAGCAAACCAUUACCCCAAUUCAAACAAGGCGAAGCAGAAGACGGCGCAAAGCGGAUGAACCACCCGUAUGGGAGGGUCCUUGGUGACUGCGUAACCAAUAAGGCAGACGCCAACCUGUAAGUUUAAGUUUAAGCAAGCCAGAAGUUCAAGAAAAAGAUAUUAUAGAUAGAAUACACAAAGUAAACGAAAAAAUUGAUAGAAUUGUAAGUCACGCACACUCUACAAGUCUAUGUGCGCUUGAUUUUAGAGAGCAAAGUAUCCAAGCUUACAAAAUGCGGUACAAUCUCAGGCCGUUUCUCUCCCCAAUUCCUCCAUCAGAACUCUACGAAUGCCCACUUAAUAGUAUACAAGUUGCCCGAUGAUGGCGUUCAAUGCGCCAUCAUCGGGCAACUAAAGUUCAGGGUCCACACUGGAAAUGGGUUCCACGUUUGAAGCCCUUUUUGGCACGUGAAAGUGAGGAUUCUCCACGUGCCAAAAAGGGCUCCACACGUGGAAUCCAUUUCCACUAUGGACCCUUAAAACACGUUGCCCAAUGAUGGCACAUUGAGCGCCAUCAUCAGGAAUUUCCUAUACCUUAAAAAUUGAAAAUGCUUCAUUUAUUAAGGAUUCUUUAAAUAGUGACAAAAACAAUUUAUGCAUCCGAAAGCACUUAAAAAAUGUGGCAGAUAAUCUAGAUGAAGCAAAGUUUAAAACCAAAUUGUCCAAAGUCAAUAAAAACUUAAGCGAAAAAUAUGGAGGAGAACAAUUUUGAAAUCAGUUUAUUUUGUCACUUUAUAAUAAAAUUUUGGCAAAUGAUAGCUUGACCAAGUAUUUUAAGAAAACGAAAUUAGAGACUUUUGGAAUGAUUAUGCAUGGGAUGUUCACAAUUUUUAAUGGAAUGGUAAAUCUUGAGUUUAGAAGGAAUAUAAGGUCAUCACACCAUAAUUUAGGGAUUACUGACCAUGAAUUUGAAAGCUAUUCUGACAUUUUUGAAAGUACUUUGUAUGAAUUUCAGAUUGAAGAGAUAGAUAGACAGCUUAUGAUGUCUCAAGUUAAAUCUUUGAAGUGCCUAGUAACAAAAGGAAUAUAA